AUGUCAUGUAAUGUAAAAACAUUAUUUAUUAAAGUUUUAUCUGGGAAAGGUCAAGAUAGGCCGUUGACAGGCGCGCGAGCCAUCUUGAUCCGCAACAGCGCAGAAAAAUCGUUGCUGGCGACAUGGGAAUCAUGGGAGAUGGACGUGAUAAAUAAAAUGAAUGAUAUGUUAGCUUUGGCAAAUAACUCUUCACUCAAACAUUUAAGCCAACGGAUAGGGGUGGCGUACGUGUGUGAACUUCAUUACGAAUGGAGGGCUUAG
Molecule: messenger RNA, 261 nt
Organism: Clunio marinus
Lineage: Eukaryota; Metazoa; Arthropoda; Insecta; Diptera; Chironomidae
Source: the annotation of a GenBank genome assembly